GUCAUCAUCCAUUAUGCAGGUCAUGGGAUGGAGCUUAGAGGCAGGUUCCACUUGGUGGAUCGUCGUGUCAAUGGAAGGACUUGCGACGCCAUGCGAUACAUGCUCGACCUGGCCUCAGAAGAAGAGUAUGACCUUCGUGAUGUCAGCAACGUCGACGUUCUCUUUGUGCUCGAUUGUUCUUACUCCAUUACAUAUGGCAACACAAUCGUCGAGAUCAUAUCCGCGACGGCUAGAGACAACCCAAGAACCAAUAGUCCCCCAGCAACUACGUUCACGAACAAGAUCCUGGACGAAGCCCGUCGCCGCCACGGAGAUGGUCACGAGUACAUUGAAAUCGCCAACCUCGUUGAGACGCUCAAAGCGCAGGGCACCGGUGUUAUAUCCCCUACCCAUUGCCUGAAAAUAGGCGCAGCUUCCGUCUGCAUCCCGCUCACCGGGGUGACCGCUAUCGAUCCCACUAUUAUUCCUCCUAGUCUGCGAGCUGUCUUC
Molecule: messenger RNA, 489 nt
Organism: Aspergillus ochraceoroseus IBT 24754
Lineage: Eukaryota; Fungi; Ascomycota; Eurotiomycetes; Eurotiales; Aspergillaceae
Exons: 2
Source: RefSeq, a predicted model, not a curated record